ACUCUGUGAAAAUGUUGGAAAGUACAGUUGCAGCUGAAAAUUCAGUUCUAAUUCAUCAUCAAGAACAAGCAGCUAAAAUUAGAAUGGAAGAGGAGAGAAGAAAGUGGGUAAGUCAAAUAGAGCAACAGAAACAGGAACAGCUGGCCCUGCUUAAACACAUUGAAGAAGAGAGAGCACGUUUGGAGGCUGAAUUUCUGAAGAUCCAAACUCAAACCUGUUUGGAGGAGGCUAAGAAAAAAAAAGAGGAGGAAGAGCAAGGUCAGCUGGUACAAAGCCACAGUCCUUCUACAGAUGAGCAGAACAAAGUGGAACAUGAGACUGGAAAUACUACUACUGUGUCAGAAACCAGGAGUCCUAGAGAAGACAGCCAUUUACAGAUGAUUCGUAAUUAUCAACAACGCCUUCUACAGCAAAAUAGGCUGCACAAACAGACCGUUGAAGAAGCUAAAAAGCAUCUACAGGAGUAUCAGAAUAAACUGAAGCAAAGAUACUUAUCUGCUUCUGCAAUACCUCUGAGCUCUGUGGAAACAAAAUCAAUUAAUUUAAAGCCUGUCUCAGAACCACUUCUACAGAGGCAAGGGGUGCAACCAACACCAUACCAAUCAUCUGAACAAGUUCACACACAAGAGUAUGCGCAGUUGCUACCUGUGUUUUCAGGAGCAUUGCCUAUGUUGGAAAAACCGUCUUCACAGAAACGUGAAGAGCAAAUGCGUAACGUUUGUCCUGGCAGAGCUGUGCAGUUUUUAGAAGCAUCAAAAUUGAAGCAUGGAGAGUUUCUCUUGCCAUGUGGCUGUCUUUCACAGGAACAAGUGGGAAUGUUGGAAACCUCCAAUCAUCACAUCAGAGAGCCAUCUCAGUUCCAGUUACCGUCAGAAUUGGUCAUGAAAGAUGUUGCUGCAGUCAGAAUGCAACCAGAAGCAUGUGUACAACACGUUAGGUUUGGUUUGGCUGCAGAAGAUUCAUCUGAGCCUUUGGAAACAGUGUACUUUAAAGAGUCAUCUCAGAAGUUGCCUAACCAUCAAACAGAGACAGAAGAAGCUGGAGAAGAACCUCCACUUAAGACACCCCUCUUGCCAGCAACAAAGGGACCUCCUAUAGUUCAGGCAGCCUCAGCUGAUUCUUUGGCAUAUCGGCAGGGAUCUGCAGAGAGCACCAUCAAAACAAGCCUUGAACAGCCGCUCAAUCUUUCUGAACCCAUGACUUUGUCUCAUGAAGAACCUAAAGCCCAGGGUGUUAAGGAAUUCUUGAUAUCAAAAACGGGAGACGCAUCUUUGUUAAACUAUUCUGGUAUACAGAAUUUAAGGGACAGGGUGUUGGCCUCAUCAGAAAGCAUCCAAGCUCAGCAGAAGUAUUUGAAAGAAUUGCAAGAGCAGCUAGAUGCACAAAGAGAAGCUCUUCUUUUUAGACAGAAAAUACAAGAACAACUACUUUUACAGAAGCAAGAGAAAUUGAAGGAACAGAUGCAGAGACAGCAAGAGGCUUUGAAAGAAUUUCUGAACAAGCAGGUGAGACAUACCUGUACAAAUGAAGAAACGACAGAGGCACAAAAGCCUGACUGGAGUGAUAGGACUGACUUUUUCCAAGUCUCAGUAAACUACCAGCAAGAGAAUUGCGGCAGGAAUACAUUUCAGAGAAGUGAAAUGAUUUCGCAGUGUAUCGGUCCAGCUGAGCAAACUGAAGAAUCUGAGAAAGUUCUAUGUAGAGGACAGAAAUGGACAUCUUCCAAACCACCUGUGGCAAAAGUGAAAUUAGGGCUUGAUUUGGAGCAACAUGAACUUAGUGUUAUACCAGAGGUAGACACACCAAAGAGUUGCAACAUUUCUUUUGCAGAUAAAACAGCUUCUGUUGGUGGAGAAUCUUCCCCCAUUUCAACUGCUGGGGAAUUUGCAUGUGUGAAACGUUACAGUCAUGCUCUUUGGGAGGAAGGCAAGUUACCUUCGAGCAUAACAGGCCGCAAGGAACAAAUCUCUAAUGGAUGUCCAAGGCAAAGUAAACAGUCAAAUAGAUUGUUACAAGAGGUGCUCAUGAUGACUGCUGAAAAUUCGUAUGAUUCAGGCCAGUCCCAGGAUUCUCAAGUGGUUCAAGAUUCAGCAGUUCUUGCUACUGAAAUUGGAGAGAGAGUUACAACGUGUUCUGGACCAUCAUUCAGACUUGAUAAUACGGAAGCACUUUGUAAAGUCGUAUCCACCAACUUGGGUUCAGAGGCUUUCAUGCGAGGAAUAUCCUGUGAUUUAUCUUCAACAGUUUCCACUGGAAGCUUUUUGACUAGUGAAACGUUGGAUGUAAGCCCUGUUGACACUGGGUUGUCUUCUGAUAGUACGGAAAACCAGAUUUUGAGAGAGACAGCAAGCUGCCCUUGGAACAACUCGCUGCCUUUUACCUUGCCACAGAGGCAAGAGAAUUUGUCUGGAGCAUCUGAAACUCAGUUGCCUGAAGGAAAGGUGUGCCUUUAUAAAGGAAGCCAGAUACAGCAGGUCUUGGGGAAAUGUGCUGGAGACUUGAACUCUUACUCAGAGGACAAUAUGCGCUUCCAAGCUCUAGCAGCUGAACUUGAUUUUCCUGAAAUGGAGAGACCUUUUCCGAACUUCCAUUACCAGGUCUUUCAGCCUUUGGAACCAAGUCUUGACUCUGAUACUUCAUCAUCCUGUUCUCAAUACAGAAUUCCACAAGACAGCAGAGAAUUUAGCAAGACUUCAAAACUUUCAACAAAAAAUCAAGACAUGUCUACGUUUCUAGAAGUGGGAAACUCCAGUUUGAAUGUCCAAAGCAGCAGUCUGCCUUCUAGCCUUGAAACAAAAGGGCCAAGCAACAUUACAUCAGAAAAAGAGUCUAUUAAAGAAAAUGUUACUCCAGGCUCUGAAGAAUCUUUUCACCCACUGCAAUUAGAAUCUACCCUGAGCGAUCACUGUCAGAGUGCUGACCGGCUAGUGGACCUUAACGCUAUGUUACAGAGAUCUUUUGAACAAACCCCUGGAACUAACAAAUGGGGCGAUGAGAACUGUAUUUCAUCUCCCAGAGAAUACGAAGAACUGGCAAGAAAGACAGAAUGUAUUAAUCUCCAGUGUUCAAUGGAAGAUCUGCGAAACAAAAGUCUGAAUCCACUGGAAGAGCAAAAAUUGUUUUGUCAGCUAAAUACCACACCAGUCACAGUGGGCGAAACUUUCCCUCAAGGCUUAUUAAAAGAGACUGUGUCUUCUGAAAAAUUACCUGUGGAGGCAUUUGAUAAGGAGUAUGUGAAGCUUCCUGAAAAAUCAUUUCAUGUACAUGAAGCAAGUAAAGCUGUGGAGCUGGAUUCUCACUGCGAUACAAAUGUGAAGGAGCCAGAUGAAGGCUUUCCAGAAGAACAAAAAUCUUUGAGGGUUGCCAGAGAAGCCAACUUGGAAGACUCAGGCAUCUGUUCACAGGCUGUGGUACAACAGAAUGGUUCUUUCCUGGAAAGACAUGAAAAACAUUCUACUUCUGUGCCCAGAAGCUCGUGUCUUAUUCCAGUCUGGGAGACUGAGUCAGGGCGUGGUAUUAUGGAAGAACCUGAACUCACUCUGAUAAGCUCAAACGACAUCAGUAUUGCAGAAUCAGACAUUGAAUGUACUAACCAAGAGAAAAAUAAGGAGAAUAAAAUCAAUAACCCAGCACGUGUGGAUCAGUCUGAAUUCAGUGUUUUUACUGAGGAGCAAGCAUUUUUCCCACUAGUUCCAGAUGCGGAUUAUUCAGUGUUGGUGAGGCCUGACAGUUCUUCCAAAGCCCAGAGCCCCAAUGACAGUCACUUUCCAUCACAUCAAACUGCAGUGAUGCUGCUGGAGUUUGCAGCUACACCUGGAAGUUUGCAAGAAUCUUUUUUAAAAAGAAAGAAGAACUUCAUCCAGAAAUCUCUGAAAAGAGUAGAAGAAAUAAAAAAUAGAGAGAAAGAAAGUGAAAAGCCAGAAGCCAGACAGUUUCAAAGAGGAAAGUCUGAGAAGUUAGGCAGGCAAAAGGAGUCUUGCCAGAUCUCUGGAAAAAAAGGUGCAGUUGCCAAUCAGUUGAAGAAAGUAGGAGAAGUGAAAGUGUCUUCUCCAGAGGACAGGAAGUCUGGAGAAAUUGAAAUGCACCAGCGUACUUUAAGACUUUAUAAUCAACUUGCAGAAGUAAAAAUGAGAAAGGAAGAAAAAACAAGGCAAGAAACUUACACUAAAAACAGAGAAAAGGCCAAAGAGUUUCAAAAGAAAAUGCUGGAAAAACUACGAGCCAAGAAGACUUGGAAAGCACCGUGA
This is a messenger RNA of Leptosomus discolor (cuckoo roller), 4247 nucleotides long. The record is from RefSeq and is a predicted model, not a curated record. Lineage: Eukaryota; Metazoa; Chordata; Aves; Leptosomiformes; Leptosomidae.